This is a messenger RNA of Mauremys reevesii (Reeves's turtle), 3982 nucleotides long. It is a transcript of the gene DLD, whose product is annotated as dihydrolipoamide dehydrogenase. The record is from RefSeq and is a predicted model, not a curated record. Gene Ontology annotation, cellular component: mitochondrion; oxoglutarate dehydrogenase complex. Bases 162 to 1688 code for a protein of 508 amino acids. The transcript is spliced from 15 exons. Lineage: Eukaryota; Metazoa; Chordata; Testudines; Geoemydidae. Gene Ontology annotation, molecular function: flavin adenine dinucleotide binding; dihydrolipoyl dehydrogenase (NADH) activity.
UGUUGCGCCCUUGCGUAGUGCUCAGGCGACGCCGCUCAGUCACAGCGUCAUCGCCCCCUCGCCGGGCCCAGUGCGCCUGCGCGAGUCCGCGGAGACCUUGGAGGCGCGGCUGCCAGGGACGAGGCGCUCGGACGCGAGGUUAACGCUGAGGCGGCCGGAAAAUGCAGAGCUGGAGCCGGGUCUGCUGCGGGCUCGCCCAGAGAAGCCAUUUUAGUCGAAUCCAUCAUGGCCUACAGGGGAUUUGUGCAGUGUCGCUGAGGAGCUAUGCUGAUCAAGCUGAUGCUGACAUCACAGUUAUUGGUUCUGGGCCUGGAGGAUAUGUUGCUGCUAUCAAAGCAGCUCAACUUGGCUUUAAGACUGUUUGUGUGGAGAAAAAUGAAACGUUGGGUGGAACCUGUUUGAAUGUUGGCUGUAUUCCUUCCAAGGCUUUGCUGAACAACUCACAUCUGUAUCAUUUGGCCCAUGGAAAGGAUUUUGCUAGUAGAGGAAUUGAAAUUACAGGAAUCCACUUGAAUUUAGAGAAGAUGAUGGAGCAGAAAAGUGGUGCAGUGAAGUCCUUGACAGGUGGAAUUGCCCAUUUGUUUAAACAGAACAAGGUUGUACAUGUGCCUGGAUUUGGAAAAAUAACUGGCAAAAACCAAGUCACAGUAUCCAAAGAGGAUGGUAGUACUCAGGUUAUCAAUACAAAGAAUAUCCUCAUAGCCACGGGUUCAGAAGUUUCUCCAUUCCCUGGAAUUACGAUUGAUGAAGACACAAUUGUAUCAUCAACUGGUGCACUAUCCUUGAAACAAGUCCCUGAAAAGAUGGUUGUAAUUGGUGCAGGAGUCAUUGGUGUGGAGUUGGGUUCAGUUUGGCAGCGUCUUGGUGCAGAUGUGACAGCUGUUGAGUUCUUGGGCCAUGUUGGUGGAAUGGGUAUUGAUAUGGAGAUCUCUAAAAACUUUCAGCGCAUCCUUCAGAAACAAGGACUCAAAUUUAAACUAAAUACCAAGGUUACUGGUGCCACCAAGAGGCCAGAUGGAAAGAUUGAUGUUUCUAUUGAAGCAGCUGCUGGUGGAAAGACAGAAGUAAUCACCUGUGAUGUAUUGCUCGUUUGCAUUGGUCGACGUCCUUUUACUCAGAACCUAGGGCUGGAAGAUAUUGGAAUUGAACUUGAUAACAAGGGUAGAAUCCCAAUCAAUACCCGAUUCCAAACCAAAAUUCCAAACAUCUAUGCUAUUGGCGAUGUAGUUGCUGGGCCGAUGCUGGCUCACAAAGCUGAGGAUGAAGGCAUUAUCUGCGCUGAGGGGAUAGCUGGAGGUGCAGUUCACAUUGACUAUAACUGUGUGCCCUCAGUGAUUUACACACACCCUGAAGUUGCCUGGGUUGGCAAAUCAGAGGAACAGUUGAAAGAGGAGGGGACAGAAUACAAAGUUGGAAAGUUUCCAUUUGCUGCUAACAGCAGAGCUAAGACUAAUGCUGACACAGAUGGCUUGGUGAAGAUACUGAGUCAGAAAACAACAGACAGGAUGCUGGGUGCUCACAUUCUAGGCGCAGGUGCUGGGGAGAUGGUUAAUGAAGCUGCUCUCGCUAUGGAAUAUGGAGCAUCAUGUGAAGAUGUAGCCAGAGUUUGCCAUGCCCAUCCAACUGUCUCGGAAGCUUUCAGGGAAGCAAACCUAGCAGCAUCUUUCGGCAAAGCUAUCAACUUCUAAAAUUAUGUGCAGAGGUGGAUUGAGGCCAGCGCCCUCUUUUGAGCGUGUUUCAGUGUUCUGAGCUGGCUGAAUGCACCCAUGAGUUGGUGAGAGAGCCAGAAUAAACGUGGGUUUACGUGGAGGUGACAGCAAGGAGUCCCCGAGGGAAGCAAAGAUGAAGUGUGUUUUGUGAAAUGGGGGGAAGAGAUCUGGGACACCUGGAAUGGGAAAAAAAGCCUUACAUUUUAGUGGAUCCAGGACACAUUUACUUCUAAUCCACCUCUGCCUUUUGGAUAAAUUCGUUGGAGUCGUCCCCUGGCAUAUUGCAAGCUUUCUAUAUGUCCCUUCUGCGGAAUGCCUGCUCUUUACUUACUAGAGCUGGCCAAAACAAUGGGAAACUUUUUUACAAAAUCUUGUGAAAAACUUGAAGCGCUCUGUGCCUGUUUGAACACUAGGGUGAAUUUUUUUCACAAAUUUCAUCUCUGUUUUUGUCAAAACAGAAAAAACUUUGGAAAUUGACUAGCUCUACUACUUACUAAUGUGUUUGGAGGUCUAGUUCUCCCUAACCUCUCUAAAUAAAUAAAAUUCAAGCCCUCACAUCUUGUUAAUGUAUCAUUCUUCUCUCUCCAUACUUCUCCCCCAACUACUCAUACAAAAGAAUACUUGUAAAGGGUAGAGAAGUAAAAUAAGGAUACUAAGAACCACAUUUAAAAGAGUGACAGCAAGUCUGUAUGCUCCAACACUAUUCUAACAAAUGCCUGAUGUUGGCAAGAAAUUGUGAGAACUUGAUACAUGCCAAAAAAAACCCUUGCAGAUAAAUUGGAUACUUACAGCAAUGUAAAGUGGGAAUAGAGAUGGGGGAAAAAUUUUUUAGCUGAACUUAUUUUUCCUGUCAAAAAUAUUUGUUUCAGUGCUAUACAAUGGAGAUCUUGAGUCUCAUUCUGAUUUUCACCAACAUUAGUUGAAGUAUUAGUGAGUGAAGCAUAGUUAUGUCUGGACUACCAAAAUAUGCAGUGCAUGUAGUUACACAUUUUGGAAAGUCUUAGUAGGAGAUGGCUGCUAUAUAGCCAUGUACUUGAGCAUUUUUCAAAUAUGUAACAGUUUUAAACAAACUGAAGCCUAGGGAAAAAUGGCAGUAUGUUUUAAUAGACUUCCCUAAACUCAUGUAUGUAGUGUUGUAUGGAGCCAUGUGGGUCCCAGGAUAUAUGAGAGAACAAUUUCUUUGUAAGCUCAAAAGCUUUUCUCUCCCCAAGAGAAGCUGGUCCAGUAAAAGAUAUUACCUUACCCACCUUGUCUUGCUAAACUCAUGCUGCAGCCAAGGAUACUGGCUAACAUGGUUGAAGACCACGUUGACUGCUGCAACUGCUGCAGUUAUUCUGCAAACAUUUUCACAUGACUGAAGCAGGAUUUUUUUGUAUAUGUUUCUAAUACUUCUCUGUCUUUCAGUCUUUAUACCUGUACAAUGCAGGCUACCAGUGUUUGUUUGUGUGCAUUAGUCUUUAGACAUUGUGGGCUCUGCCCUCUAUUGCAGAGAAAACUAAGAUGUGAUACAACUAGGCCUAUGUACAAAGGCAAAUGGACAAAUUCAUUUAAAGGACGGUGAAGCCAUUCACAUGACUUAGUAUCUUUUUUGAUAAAGUUUUGGUCCCAGAAGCUCAUCUUGUCCUGUGUUCUUCAUGGAAUAAGAGGUUGCACACUGUGGUGCUAGAAAUCCAAACUGCUCUCACUACUACACCCACAUGAGAAACAUUGUUUGUGAACAAUGACGUGAAACUUGUGUGUCAAAACUACCAGCUAAUUUGUAUUUAAGUGAAACAUCCUGUAGAAAGCAAGUAUUCAAAUGGAAAUGCUGACUAGUAAAAACUCCCCUCCCUCCAACCCCCCAAAACUUAGGCAGGAACACCAGUUCUUCACUCUAAAGGCUGGUCUACACUACCCUGCUAAAUCAAUCUAAAUUACACAACUUCAGUUAUGUGAAUAACAUAAUUGAAGUCGACUGAGUUAGAUCCACUACAAGGUGCUGUGUCAACAGGAGCGCGUCUCCUGUCAUCUUCCCUUACGCUUCUCAGGAGGUGGAGUACACAAAUUGAUGGGAGAGUGCUCGCCCAUUGAUUUAGCAUGUCUUCACCAGACCCUCUAAAAUCGACACUUGUUGCAUCAAUUGCAGCAGCGCAGAUCUACUGGUAAGUGUAAACAUGCCCCCAAUUUUUUUUUAAGUCGCCCUUCUGUAUUGCACAGAAAAUGGAGCCUUCUUAGUCAAAAUUAACUUGUUAAAAGCCCACCUUUUGGAGCUAAGAUUUUAUUAGAACAGUACU